Messenger RNA from Schistocerca nitens (vagrant locust), 417 nucleotides. RefSeq names its product rRNA 2'-O-methyltransferase fibrillarin-like. Bases 1 to 417 code for a protein of 138 amino acids. Lineage: Eukaryota; Metazoa; Arthropoda; Insecta; Orthoptera; Acrididae. The transcript has 2 exons. The record is from RefSeq and is a predicted model, not a curated record.
AUGGGAGGGGAGGAGAGAGGGGGCGGCGAGAGGGGGCGGCGAGAGGGGGCGGCGAGAGGGGGCGGCGAGAGGGGGCGGCGAGAGGGGGCGGCGAGAGGGGGCGGCGAGAGGGGGCGGCGAGAGGGGGCGGCGAGAGGGGGCGGCGAGAGGGGGCGGCGAGAGGGGGCGGCGAGAGGGGGCGGCGAGAGGGGGCGGCGAGAGGGGGCGGCGAGAGGGAGCGGCGAGAGGGGGCGCUGCUGGCUGCCGGCCGCCGAGGCGCACGAGCGCCGCAGGUCUGCCGGCCGCUGCUCGGCUCCCUACUCGAGCUGUCUGCGUACUCUCGUCCCCCUCUCACCGACUGACAGACCUCGCAGCCUGACACGUUCAAAACAACCGCCAGCUGAAGAGCGUCUCUCCAGACUUUUCUCCGGGGAAUAA